This is a messenger RNA of Sceloporus undulatus (fence lizard), 1639 nucleotides long. RefSeq names its product TSR2 ribosome maturation factor (gene TSR2). Bases 1 to 822 code for a protein of 273 amino acids. The transcript is spliced from 7 exons. Gene Ontology annotation, cellular component: nucleus. The record is from RefSeq and is a predicted model, not a curated record. Gene Ontology annotation, biological process: maturation of SSU-rRNA from tricistronic rRNA transcript (SSU-rRNA, 5.8S rRNA, LSU-rRNA). Lineage: Eukaryota; Metazoa; Chordata; Lepidosauria; Squamata; Phrynosomatidae.
AUGGCAGCGGGCCCGCAGAGGCCCCCUGCCGCCUGGGAGCCCAUCCUUGAGGGUCCCAGCGAUGGUUCCACCCCCCAAAUGGCAGGGGUCAAAAACAGCAGCUGCUGCGAUGAGUGGGAAAACCUUGUGGUGAACCACGCUUUCCCACACUUUCAGGAGGCCAAGACCGCUGCCUUUAAAUGUGAUCCGCCUGGAGCCCGGCGUCCAUCGAUGAUUCGGCGAGCGAUUCCCCGUGGGGCCUUGGCCGGGCUGGCGGCGGCGGCGGCGGCGGUGGCGCCGAGGGGGAGGCGCGUGGCCUGUUCUGCCGAGCGGUGCAGGCGUGCUGGGCAGCUGCCCGUCUUGCGAAUUGCAGUUGAAAAUGGCUUUGGAGGGAUGUACAGCCAAGAAAAAGCGGAAUGGAUGGUGGGGGCUGUGGAGCAAUACUUCCAGAGCAAUGCUGACCUGGAGCCAGAUGAGAUAGAGGAUUUUCUUGCUGAGUUGAUGAACAAUGAAUUUGACACAAUGGUAGAAGAUGGGAGUUUGGCUCAGGUGAGCCAGCAACUAUGCCUGUUUUUUAAGCAAUGCCAGCACGGGGAUGGAGCGGCCGUGCAUGAUGCCCUUGUCCACCUGGCCCAGAAGCAGCAAGAGGCUAAAAUGGUAGCUGCAAAAUCUCAGCCAGCUGACCAGAGCAGCAGUGAGGAAGAGGAUGAGCAAGAACCUGAAGAAGAGGCCAUGGAGUGCAGUGCCACUCCCAGCAUGAAUGGACCAACAUCCAGUCCACCUCCCUCUUCAAACUUAGAUGUGGAUGAUGGUUGGACCUUGGUGACGAAGAAAAAGAAAUGAGGAAGGCAGUCAAGCGGUGACUGAAGGCUUCCUGUCCAGAAUGGUGCCACAGGGUUGUGGCAGGACAAGAUGGAACUGUAUAUUUCUAAAUAUGGAUAUUUAUUUUUUAAUUAAGUAUGGAGGAGUGUGAUUCAGAAAUGUGCAGUACUUUCAUUCUGAGAGCUUUGGGACGGAGAGGCUCUCCAUGCUACACUGUUUGCACACCCAUGGCUGCUUGUACCUUUGGGUCUCCCUUAGCAGAUGCUGUCCUGCAAUGGGUAGAAUCCUGGCUGAAGGGCAUCAGGUCCUUGUGAUUUUUGAAGCUGUUUUGCCUUUUCUAAAUGGAGAUUAUCUUCCACCUCAGUUGUCCUCCCAAGGUUUGAAAUGGAUAUUAGUAGCCAUAUGGAUUCUUGGGCAGGGAGUUUUCUCAAUGCCUUGCUCACCUUUAGUCUUUGUCUGAAGUACUGCUUUCACAGGGAUCAUAGGAUUCUUUCUAUCCUAUUUCAACCAGGCCUACUUCUGGAAGAGAAGAUCACACCAGCCUCUUCUUCCUUUCCAGGACAAUCCCCAGAAGGGCGAUUGUAUUCUUGUCUUUCUUUUGCUUUGUUUUUUAGGGAAAAAAGAGAUGCACAUAACAGAAAAACAAAAUCCUGUAUUUAAAAAAAAAUAUGGACAUUGAAAAACAAAAUACAACAAUGAAUCUAGAAAGUAAAAUGGACAAUACACAAAUCUUGGUUGUGGGGCAGGAAUCUUCAGGUCAAUAGAAGCUCCCUUCCCCUAACCUCUGUAGUGGCCAGCCACUAUACACGAGCAACAAUAAAAUAUUAUUUUGGUAAAA